CGAUGUACAGAACCUAUCAUCCUUGCUUGAACGUAUACGUUCUGUAGACGUAAAUAAUAAGCAUCAAGCUCAGGGUGUUGCAUUUUGUGAAUUUAAUUUCAUCAACUUUAAACGAAAUUGUACAAAUGAAAUGGUAAUUCAAUGUCGCGCUUGUCUUAAUUCAAAGGACACUGCAUUUAUACGCAUGGAGUCCCAUAUAGCGGAAGGCAUCGACUUCUUUUCUUGCUUCAGUGUGUGCACGCAAUUGGAUGCAGGAUUCAAUGACGGACUGCCGGCUGUUCUUUGCACUAAUUGCUCUCAGGAUCUUCAAAUAGCUUUCAAUUUUGUGCAAACUGCACGCCAAGCUGACAGAAUGCUGCGUGAUAGUUUACUACAAAAGCUGAUGCCCAAUGAAAUAGUGGAAACAUUGGACACAGAAGUUGGCGAUUCAAUAAUGGAGCCUUUGGAAGUAGUAGACGAUAGUGAAGAUGAGGAUUGUGUGGUUGAGGAGCUUCUAGAAGACGAGCCUGUAUUAGAUGAAGUUAUCGAAGAGGGUGAUGUAGAAAUAAUGGAGGUCGAAAAAGCAGAUGAGCAUAUUUUUGAAAACUCAGUAGAUGAACUAGAACUUAUUGAGGAGAAAUACGAAGAGACUCCAACAGUAGAAUCUGUAAAUGACAUAAAUUAUCAGCACGAAGAACAGCCAAACUCAGGAGAAUAUUUCCCCGAAGAUGAAGUUGAUGACGAGUACCAGAGGGAAUACCACGAAAAUGAAGAACAGCUCAACAUUUGCGAUACCGUAUCUAAUGGUGCUAAAUGGAAAUGCAUAGAAUGCAAGCGUGUCUUAUGUGGCAACGUCUCUUAUGAAGGCCAUAUGAAUAUGCAUCGCUCAUUGCGUCCUUACAAAUGUACUUUAUGCAUGUGUGCUUUUCGCUGCAAAAAUGCGUUAGAGCAACACACGCAAAAGCGACACCAGCCGGAAAAUACAUUGGAAAGCGCCACUCCAAUAAGUAAUUGCGAUAAAUGUCCAAAAAUAUUCUCAACGCGUGAAGAGUUACAAGAACACCAUGAAUUGGUACAUCCCGAAAGUUAUCCUGUACAGUGUCGGCGCUGUCCCCUAAUACAACCUUUAACGCGCUCUAAAUUAGUGGAACAUUUUCGUAUUGAACACCCAGUAGAGCAUCGUAAGCAUUUCCCCACAGUAGGAAGACCACUGAACGAACCAAUCAAGCCAACGCCGUGGCAAUGUGAAGUGUGUAAACGUUAUAUGCGAUCAGAAGCAGCCUUACGCGAUCAUCGACACACUCAUCGAAAUGAACGGCCCCAUGAAUGCCAAUUUUGUUCGAAACGUUUUGCUACAACCAGUAAUUUGCGCCAACAUAUGCGAGGUGUGCAUACCGAGGAAUAUGAGAAGCAAGUUAAUGAGGGCGGAGAUACUGUUGUGCAAUGUGAAAUUUGCAAAAAGCAGCUUCUUCGGCGAAAUCUCGAAAAACAUAUGGCAUUGCAUAUCAAAAAAGAACGUGAAGCGAAUGAGACUCAAGCAAAAUUCCUUUGCGCAUAUUGUUCUCGUGAAUUUACGAAUGCAAAAUCACUUAGUCUGCAUGAGCACAACGUCCAUUUAGUCAAAUUGGAGGAACCAAAGUAUGAAUGCGGCAUUUGUAAGCGAAAAUGCUAUCAGCAACGAGAUCUUAGUUCUCAUAUGCAACGGGUGCACCUGGCGGAGCGCAAGCACGUUUGCAACAUAUGUGGCAAUGCAUUCAAGAGCGCUUGGCCAUUGACAACACAUAAGCUACUACAUGUCGAAGAUAAGUCUUUCGAGUGCAUUCACUGCCAACGCAAAUAUACUCGACAAGCCGAUUUAAAUGUGCACAUUCGCUCACAUACCGGGGAACUGCCAUACGCAUGUCACCUGUGCGACAAACGUUUUGCCAUCAAAGUACGGCUAACAUACCACCUGCAACGUCAUCAGGGCGUGAAGCACCCUUGCACUUAUUGCGGCAAUGUCUAUGAUAAUCGCAAUCAACUAAAGGAGCAUCUUUUCAAGCACACAGGUAUGCCGUAUCGGUGUGAAUUGUGCCCGGAUGUUGGAUUUACACGUCGUUUGCGCUUUUCCAGUCAUAUGCAGCGCGUUCAUAAUCAAAAACUGAGUGCGGACGAGUUGGCUUCCGUUUUUGCGAAAUACACGGGAAAAGCGAUACAUUUCAACUCCAGUUUCAAGGCGCAGGAUAGUGAGGACUCACAAACAUUGCCCGACUGUAUUGUGGAUGAUGUGAAAGGAAAACAGGGUUACGUGAGCGAGAUUUUGCCUUGCAUAAUGGGCAAAUUGGAGCAUUACGAUGAAUUUGCUGAUGACACGAAAGACAUGAUUUCAUUGGUGGCGGUUGUUGACCGAGAUGUUGGUGGGGGAGGUGGUGGCGGUGCGGAAAAGUCACUCUUACCCAAACGCACUGCUGCUGCAGCAGCUGCAGCGCUCCCAGUUCCAGGAGGAGCAGGUGGCAUAAAAGCAUGCCCACCAGUUGGUCCACUACCGCCUCCAGUAGGCGCCAACGCAGUCACCGUAGCUUCAGGGAUAAUAAAAGACAUGGUUUGCGUAAAAAAAUUAAAAAUGGACUCACCACUGAAUCCCAACAUCAGCUUUGAGGAAACGCGAUGCUGUCGGGCGUGUCUAUCAGUAGCGACACAAAAUGAACUUGAAGACUAUGUCGAUCUGCUGGAGCCAUAUAGCUGUGAGCGCGGUACUCUUACCUUACUGGACUCUUUUAAUAAAUGUACUCAAUUACAUAUUGUGGUCGAAGAUUUCGAUAUUGAAGGAUAUCCACCUAGCCAUUUUAUUUGUGGGCGUUGUCGUCUUGACCUCAGGCAGGCUUAUGAGUUUCUAACGAGAGCACAGUUAAAUAACCAACUAUUAAAAUCUCAAUAUAUACAAUUGAAAUCUGAAGUUGCACAGCAAAAACCUGAUCUUAAUGGAAUCUAUACAGAAAGGGAAGGGGGAAGGGAGAAUGAUGGAAUGGAGAAGGAGUUCCUUAAAACGGAUUUUUCACCUGUCGAAUAUGCCGAUCAAAGUUCAAAUAUUACCACUGAAAUUGAUGAGAUAUUUGGUGACGUUAAUUCUGAGGCCAACGAGCCAUUACCAACUACUCUCAUAAGCGUAGAGCGCGUCUUGUGUAACGAACAGGAUGAUGCUCCUAAUAGCAACAUCAAUACUACAAAAGAGUCAAUAGGCAUUGAGAAAUUAAAAUCCAGCAUUUUUGGUAAAUUAUCCCCAUCUGAUAGGGAAGACGUCAACAUUGACGAUACACGUAAGGAUUGUUUUGAUUUUAAAUGCGAGUUUUGCACAUCUAUAUUCGAGUUCCAAAGGGAUUUGCUCCAUCAUUACGAAAUAGAUCAUGGAGAUAAAACACUUAAUUUUCCCUGCGAAUAUUGUCAAAAUCGAUUUGUUACAAAAAACGCUCUACGUUUACAUCGGCGUCAGGUUCAUCAAAAAGAUGAAUAUAUGGAUUGUGAGCAUUGUGGAAGGACUGUUUUGAAAACGUUCUACAGCGUGCACCUAAGACGCCAUAAACAACUCAAGUUCCUAUGUAACAAGUGUCCUAAAAUAUGUGCUUCGCGUUAUACGCUCAAAAAACACAUGGAACUACACUCGGAAGAUCGUGAUCGCAAUAUUGAAUGCAUCGAUUGCGGGAGGCGAUUCUAUACUCUUGAGAAUCUACAAUUGCAUCAAACCAUUCACAUUUCGCCAGAAGAUCGAACAAUAUUCGAAUGCACAGUUUGUUCAAAGACAUUUAUGCGCAAAUCCAAUCUUGGUUUGCAUAUGCAAAUGCAUCGUGGAAAGACUAUGGAUUGCCCACACUGCGGGAAGAAGUUUGUACGUCGCAAAGAUCUCGAAAUACAUAUACGUUUCCACACUGGCGAAUUUCCAUAUGCAUGUUCGAUGUGUGACCGAAAGUUUGCAAUAAAGGGCCACCUUAACUACCAUGAGAAACGACAUUUAGGUGUGCGUUAUAAAUGUGAUGAGUGUGAAAAGACAUUUAUAAAUCUGGCUGGAUUGCGGCAACAUCAGUACGAACAUACUGGAAUGCCAUUGAUGUGUGGAGUAUGCCAGCGUGGAUUUCCAACCAAAUUUAAGGUUCGGCGCCACUUACGUACGGUACAUCAAUACCUCUUCAAAAAAACUGGUUAUUCAGAUACACUAGCAAAAAAGUAUAUAACCCCUGCUACCAAAUCAAAACUUCCUACGAAAAGUGUAGAGGUGGAGGACGUUACUGAGGGCACUGUCGAAAUGCUAGAGGAGCAUGCCGAAGACAUUCCCUUGAAUAUGCUAGCUAUUUAAAUCUUCUGUUCUGACCAAAGUCUUAAAA
Molecule: messenger RNA, 4334 nt
Organism: Anastrepha ludens (Mexican fruit fly)
Lineage: Eukaryota; Metazoa; Arthropoda; Insecta; Diptera; Tephritidae
Exons: 13
Coding region: 131-4306 (1391 amino acids)
Cellular component (GO): nucleus
Molecular function (GO): zinc ion binding
Source: RefSeq, a predicted model, not a curated record